AGCCGGGCUCGAGUCGAAAAUCGCGAGCGCUGGUGCUUGUCCUGCGCGCCGGACCUGUUGAAACAACUUUUGUGAUCGCUGAGGAAGGUCUCCCUUCGAGGCGUUGCAAACGGAGGACUGCCUGCAAAGUUUAAGCAGCCCCAGCUCGCCGACGUCUUCCGCCGCGGACAGCGCGAGACGGCAGCAUAACUCGGAACGCUUGCGCAGCAAAAAAGCGCGAAACGGCAGCAAGAUAACAAGCAAGCAAAAACAAUGGCGCGCUCGACCUGCUGGAUGGAUAUCAGCAUCGGCGGCCGGCCCGAGGGGCGCAUCACCUUCGCGCUCUACGACGGCCAGGCGCCGCGCACCACGCAGAACUUCUUGAUGCUCUGCACCGGCGAGAAGGGCAUCGGCAAGACCACAAAAAAACCGCUCCACUACCGGCACUCGACGUUCCACCGCGUGAUCCCGGGCUUCAUGGUGCAAGGCGGUGCGACGCAGCGUCUCGCGGCGAUUGCGCCUUCAUUUCAUGAGACGCGCGGGCAACGCGAGGGGUGUCGCGGCGAUGGCGUCGGGGGUGGUCUCCACGCCAUCGGGCAGACGGACACGACUUCGACGUCGCCUUCAUGAUCACACGAGGGUCCAUGCGCAGGCGACUUCAGCGAGCACAACGGCACGGGCGGCGAAUCUAUAUAUGGGGGCAAGUUUGAGGACGAGGCCUUCCACUUCAAGCAUACCAGGGCGGGGCUCCUGAGCAUGGCGAACGCCGGGCCGAACACGAACGGGAGCCAGUUCUUCAUCACCUGCGGGCCGGCGCCGCACCUCGAUAGCAAGCACGUCGUCUUCGGGGAAGUGAAGAGCGGCAUGGAAGUGGUACGUGCGAUUGAAAAGGUCGACACGUAUCUGAAAGACGCGCCGGCGGCGGCGCAGCGCGUCCGCAUCGAAGCUUGUGGUGUCAAAGAGACGGGCAAUGACCGAGACGCGCGCGACUUAGCUUUAGCUGAAAAAAAAGCAGCCAAGAAGCGCAAGAAAAAGGAGAAAAAGGAAAAGAAGGAAAAGAAGUCGUCCAAGAAAAAAAAGAAGAAGAAGGACGCCAAAAAGAAGGACAAGAAACACAAACGUGCGCCCUCGCCGCCGCCCAUGCCGCGCGCGCGGUCGCCGGAGCCGCCGACGCGCUACUACCCGCCGCGGCGGAGCGACUCCUUUGGCCGCGACGCGCGCCGUUCGCGGUCGCGGUCGCGGUCGCCGCCGCGGCGCCGCUACAGCGACGACAGCCCGCCGCGGCGCCGCCCGUCGUCGCGGUCGCGGUCGCGGUCGCCGCCGCGCCGGUCGCCGCCGCGCCGGUCCCGGUCGCCGCUGCGACGCUCGCGGUCGCCGCCGCGACGGUCCCCGCCGCGGCGCUACCGCUCGCGCUCGCCGCCGCGCCGCCGGUCGCGCUCGCCGCCGCGGCGCUACGGCCGCUCGCGGUCGCCGUUGCGGCGGUCCCGGUCGCCGCCGCGGCGCUCGCGGUCGCCGCCGAGGCGGUCGCGGUCGCCGCCGCGCCGGCGCCGGUCGGACAACCGGUCGCCGUCGUCGUCGUCGAGCUCGAGCUCGAGCUCCUAACUUAUUUUCUAGUACUACUCUCAUGCUACUAGUACUCUCGAGAGCGGUCGCCGCCCCGACGGCGUCCAUCGCCACGCCUUAAUGAGCGCUGCGCGUGUCAGAAGCUAAGCCUUCCACUCGGACUCGAGAGCGGUGGCCCGUACAUGCCAGACGCCGUCGAGCAGUCGCCGCCCCGAUGGCGUCCAUCGCCACGCCGUAAUGAGCGCUGCGCCUGUCAGAAGCUAAGCCUUCCACUCGGAGUCGGCAUCGGUCGGGCGUGCCGCGGCCCGCGUCGCCGUUGUAACACGCAACGGAAUAGAGCAACGGAAGGACAGAGAGAACAUAC
Messenger RNA from Pelagomonas calceolata, 1906 nucleotides. The record is from the annotation of a GenBank genome assembly. NCBI's taxonomy places the organism in Eukaryota, Pelagophyceae, Pelagomonadales, Pelagomonadaceae.